Molecule: messenger RNA, 2365 nt
Organism: Salvelinus sp. IW2-2015
Lineage: Eukaryota; Metazoa; Chordata; Actinopteri; Salmoniformes; Salmonidae
Product: ATP-binding cassette sub-family G member 4-like
Exons: 13
Coding region: 59-1702 (547 amino acids)
Biological process (GO): cholesterol efflux; cholesterol homeostasis; transmembrane transport
Cellular component (GO): membrane
Molecular function (GO): ABC-type sterol transporter activity; ATP hydrolysis activity; ATP binding
Source: RefSeq, a predicted model, not a curated record
UAAAGCCUUACUUAAGUGCCUGUCGGGGAGGUUCUGCAGCCGAGAGCUGAUUGGAAUCAUGGGGCCCUCAGGGGCCGGCAAGUCCACUCUGAUGAACAUCCUGGCUGGCUACAGGGAAACAGGCAUGAAAGGGAAGAUCUUGGUGAAUGGGAAACCCAGAGAUCUCCGCACGUUUCGUAAGAUGUCCUGUUAUAUCAUGCAGGAUGACAUGCUGCUGCUGCACCUCACUGUCCGGGAAGCCAUGAUGGUUUCGGCCAACUUGAAGCUCAGUGAAACUAUGGACGUGAAAAAAGAACUGGUGAAUGAGAUCCUGACUGCUCUAGGGCUCCAGGAGUGUGCUCACACUCGCACCAGCUCCCUAUCUGGGGGGCAGUGUAAACGGCUGGCAAUCGCCCUUGAGCUAGUCAACAAUCCCCCAGUCAUGUUCUUUGACGAGCCAACCAGUGGUCUGGACAGUGCCUCCUGUUACCAAGUGGUUUCUCUUAUGAAAUCUCUAGCCCUGGGGGGACGCACCAUCAUCUGCACCAUCCACCAGCCCAGCGCCAAACUCUUUGAGAUGUUUGAUAAGCUGUACAUCCUGAGUCAGGGCCAGUGCAUAUACAAAGGCACCGUCCCAUACCUCAUCCCCUAUCUGAAGAACCUGGGGCUCCACUGCCCCACCUAUCACAACCCGGCAGAUUUCAUCAUCGAAGUGGCAUCGGGGGAGUAUGGAGAUUGGAAUCCUGUUCUGUUUGAGGCGGCCCAGGGUGGAAUGUGUGCCAUAGAGGAGAAGAAGAACUCAUGUGACAAAAAAGACACAUCCGCUGUUUGUCCAACAAAGUGCCUCAAGGACUCAGGAGCCAUUGAGAGCCAUUCAUUUGCCACAAGCACUCUGACACAGUUUUGCAUUCUCUUCAAUAGAACGUUGAUAACAAUAUGUCGAGACCAGGUGUUGACACACCUAAGGCUGAUGUCCCACAUCUCUAUAGGAGUACUGAUCGGCUUGCUCUACUUGAACAUUGGCAACGACGCCAGCAAAGUCUUCAACAACACAGGCUUCCUCUUCUUCUCCAUGCUCUUCCUCAUGUUCGGAGCUCUGAUGCCCACCGUGCUCACAUUUCCUCUGGAGAUGUCCGUUUUUCUGAGGGAACAUCUAAACUACUGGUACAGCCUGAAGGCUUACUAUCUGGCUAAGACCAUGGCUGACAUUCCAUUCCAGGUCCUCUGCCCCGUCAUGUACUGCAGUAUAGUGUACUGGAUGACAGAUCAGCCUCCGGAGGCCACCCGCUUCCUGCUCUUCCUGGCCCUGUCCAUCUGCACGGCCCUAGUAGCCCAGUCACUAGGGCUCCUGGUUGGUGCUGCCUCCACCAACCUCCAGGUGGCCACUUUCGUCGGCCCCGUCACUGCCAUUCCUGUCCUUCUCUUCUCUGGCUUCUUUGUCAACUUUGACACCAUUCCCAAGUACCUGCAAUGGAGCUCCUAUGUGUCCUAUGUCAGGUACGGUUUUGAGGGGGUGAUCCUGUCCAUAUACGGGAUGAACCGUACCGAUCUGUAUUGUCCGGGGAAAGUGUGUAAGUUCCAGAAGCCUGAGGAGGUCCUCCAACUGUUGGACGUGGAGGACGCCAAGCUCUACAUGGACUUCAUCGUUCUGGGGAUCUUCUUCGUGAUUCUCCGAUUCGCCACCUACCUAGUGCUGCGCUACAAGGUCAAGUCGGAGCGAUAGGUCUCACCCGCAAGGACCCGCCCUGUUCUGUGCAAAGCUAUUGUACUGGACCACGUGGGUUCAACAUCCAGUUUAUCUAUCAAUACCAUAAAUCGCUGCUUGGAAAAACUGGAAUAUAUCACUUUUCUCUGUUGAAGUCAUGAUGGGACCAGAGAAGAGACAUCUAACAAACAUAAAUGUUUUACCUCAGCAAGUAGGACUCCAAGCAUCUCUAUGUACAGUAGGGUAGUACUGAUGAGGGCACACAGACUGUUCAAAGGACUGACCUGCAGGAACAACCAAAAACAGAGAAUGUUUACAUAUCGUUUAGGCUUGGCAUAGCCAGAGGACAUUCUACUGUUGCACUGGAGUGUGUCUGGUUUUAAAGACAGGAUUAAUCAGUAUUGUAAUCAUGUGUUGAUUAAAUUGCCUCAACUGAACUGAACUAUUCACUUUUCUUCCGACUAUCUUUCACUCACAUCUACGGUUUAGUUAUGGUUUUGAGAACUAGAAAAUAAAUGACUUAUUUUACCUGAUAACAAUGUAUGAAAAACAAACCUGUACAUUAUUAGGCUAUUAACUUGUUUUUAUACUGUCUGAAAAAUGUACCUUUCUCUAAAAUGGAUGAUUCUCCUAAUUAUAUAUUUUUUGGUUUCUCUAAUCAACUCUAAUCAAUUAACUGUU